AUGGCGGGAGAGGUAGGGCUGCCGGGGUGGCUGCGUGGACUUUUGGAGGAAACAUUCAUAGUUUUUUGCGGGACUCAUGUUGGCCGCAACAAGAAUAAGUUCUGCCUCCAUUGUGGCAUAAGCAUCUGCUACUACUGUGAGCCCUCUCACCUCAUGCACCGCCUCAUUCAGGUUAAACGUCACAAACUUUGUGACGUAGUCAAAUUGGAUGAUCUCAAGGAACUCAUUGAUUGCUCCCACAUCCGGACAUAUACUUAUAGAGGAGAGAUAGUACUGUGUCUGAGACCGCAAGCUCAAUCUAUCAUUUCGAAGAGGAAUAAUAACAAGUGUUGCACAUGUGGCAAAAUUCUUCAUGACUACUUUCACUACUGCAGCCUUACUUGCAAGGUGGAGCACGUGCGGUUGCAGGGGAAUGACAUAUCAAGCAUAUUAUUCCAUUCUGAUCCAUCACAAUUUGUAUUAACCGAAUCCGAGAACUUACAAACGAAUGCCUAUGAUCAACCUGAUGAGGAAGUAUUUGAUGAUGAUGAUCAUAAUGAGAUCACACCAGAUCUAGCUCCAAUAGACUUUGUGCAGGGGGAGGGAAGUUCAAGCGGAUGGAGCAUUAGUGAAAUAGUUGAAAGUUGUAAGAAAAAGAGAUGA
Phalaenopsis equestris is the source of this 642-nucleotide messenger RNA. RefSeq lists its product as uncharacterized. The coding region runs from base 1 to 642 and encodes 213 amino acids. Gene Ontology annotation, molecular function: zinc ion binding. Lineage: Eukaryota; Viridiplantae; Streptophyta; Magnoliopsida; Asparagales; Orchidaceae. The transcript has 4 exons. The record is from RefSeq and is a predicted model, not a curated record.